Aspergillus calidoustus is the source of this 1878-nucleotide messenger RNA. The record is from the annotation of a GenBank genome assembly. Lineage: Eukaryota; Fungi; Ascomycota; Eurotiomycetes; Eurotiales; Aspergillaceae.
AUGGUCAUUUUGCUGACUUGCUCUCUAGCACAAGCCAUGCUUCCAACGUUGCACAUUCCCACUUUCCGUCAGGAAGUCGAGGAAGUCUUCAACGGAUCCAACGAUCCUUGCCAGAACUUUCAAUUAAGAAUGGUAAUUGCCAUAAGUAUGCAGAAGAUGAGCACUGAAUAUGCAGGUUUGGCAGACAGCUACUAUUUGGCUGCUUUACCAUACCUGGAAGCCUCUCUGAAAAGAAUGGAUCUCAAAUCGCUGCAAUGCCUGGUGUUGAUAGCCCAAUACUCCCUACUAACCCCAACAAGGACCGCUGCCUACUGGGUUGUUGGGAUGGCAGUCAAACUGUGUCAAGAGCUUGGGCUCACCGAAGAGGCGACGAUAACAAAAUCGCGUACCGGAAAGCAGUUGGAUCCCUUGGAGGUAGACAUGCGAAGAAGGCUUUUUUGGAUUGUCACGUCGAUGGAAUACGGCCUUUCGCAUAGUCUUGGACGCCCAAGCUGUUACUCCGUCAGCCAUGAUCAGAUCAGCGUCAGCUUCUUUGAGCAAGUGGACGACAAGUACAUCACUCGGGAAGGAAUACAUCCAGAUGCGAAACCUAUACUACCCAAGUGCAUCGCAAUACACUUCUUCAAGAUGCGCUUAUUACAGCUCGAGAUACGGCGGAAACUCUAUUUGAACAAACGGGAAAGUCCAGUGGACGACCAUGACCCAUGGUUCGCGCAAAUGCUCAACAAAUUCGAUCAAUGGGUAUCAUCGUGUCCCAAGCACGAUGGUGGUAGCGGCUUGAGUGAGAAGUGGUUCAGAGGUCGUCUGCACACCAUGAUAAUCAUGAUGUACCGACCGUCCCCUCAGAUACCAGAGCCUUCAGUUUACGCAGCGCGGAGAUGUCAUGAGGCAGCCGUCUCCAAUGUUUAUAUGCAUAGAGAGCAAAUCGCUACCGGCUCGGUCGACCUAACUUGGAUCUUCACACAAUCGCUUUUCAUGGCGCUGAACACUAUCCUAUGGACACUUUCCUAUCCUGAAAUCAGGAAGGAUCAUGAUCUGCAAGAGGUCCAGGAUAGCCUUGCAGUCGCUUUAGAAGGCAUCUUACUGGCUGCAGAGAGAUGGCCUGGGGUAAGAUCAGCCGGCAUGCUCUAUGAGAAUCUGAUCGCCGCAUGCCUCAGGGCAUACAACACGGAAGAAUCAUUUGUCGUACAUUCACCUUCCAAUCCGUCCAACUCCAGUCACCCAACACCAGCUUCCUCUCAGGACGUCCAGACACCACCGUCUAUGGCAAGCCCUGCUAGCACAGCAGCCUCCAUUCACUCGCAAAACAUUCUAGCCGGCAGUUCUUCUGUCACCGAUACUGCAUCAGCCGGUACAUUCUCUCGAGGCCCCUCGGCCGACCCAACUUUCCCUUACCUGCCGGCGACAACCGCCCUACCCAUUCCUAGCGACCCCGUGAAAGUACCGGACCCCGGUCCAUGGGAUCCUAGCGUCCCUCCACAUGUCACCUCAGAUACCCAAACCACUUUAGGGUUGGACUUGCCGGGCGAUCCACUUUCAUCCGGCGCGGAUCUAAAUUUUGACCCUUCUGCACCAUAUAACUCACUGCCCUCCGUUGUUCCGGGAUUACCUGGUUGGGACCCGAAUUUCUCCCUUUCCUCUACUACCGCCGGCCCACUACCUUAUUCCGACGCGACUAUCCACCCAAUAAAUUGGAUCAAUUCCUUCAGUGACCAGUAUUUCCAGUACUUCGGUGGAGAUUACCCCGUGAACUCCUGGAGGGGGAGAACAUUGAGCCAGCAAGAACAGACGGAAUUGAUGGAUUCACUUGCGGACCAUAUUCCGGAUGUCACAACCCAGCUAGCGAUGCAGACGGCGACAGCAUAUUACCAGCCAUGA